AUGGGUUUCAAGAAAGCCCUCAAAACUCUUGAAAUCCUUGAAAAGCCAGAAGUUAUUUUUAAUAGGAGACUAAAUUCCAAUCCUUUCCAUCCGUUCAAAAAGGUUGGAAAAAACAGUGAGUAUUUUAUCAAAUAUCAUUUCAGAGCGUUAACCUGACGCGUAAUUAUAUUCGCGAUUUUGCGCGACAACUCCAGAAGUAAUUUUUCUCUGUAGAGCGUGAGUCCCCUAACAGCAACGAAAGUCAUUAGUCUUUCUGGGCUUACAGUACAAAAGACAAAACGAAAGAACAAAGAAACAAACAAAGGAACAAACCAAAUAAAAGAUCAAGGACCGGGAUGUUCAAAGCUGGCUUAAGAUAACCGAAGGUUAUAAGUGGGAAAUUUGAGAUAAAAAGGCUUUUAAAAAAAGCAAAUUCUGUUAAAUUCUUUUUGUCUAUACAAUUUGCGAUGGAAUGUUCUAAAAAGAAUAGGGAAAACUAUCCGAGAAAAUGCUCUGGAACAAACGAAAAGGAAACCCGGAAGAGAAUUUGACACGGGUUAGCGCUAAGCGGCCUUGGAACAACUUGGCCUACAGCGAGAGGAAAGAUCAGGUGAUCAGUAGCAAAAUUCUCCCUGUGAUGUCAAUGCUUUACAAAACAAAUGGGUGACGAGAAUUAGGGACAUGAUUGCACAAGAUGAAUAUGCAUGGUUGAUACCGUAAACAACCUCUCCCUACUACCUCUAUAGGAAAUGUGGAGGGACAGCAAAUGUGAAUUCGAAUUUUGAUAUUGGGUUUCGUGGGGUUAGUUACAGCCUAACCAUGAUAAGCUUUCUGAUUGCAGAGUUUGAGCUUACUUUCAGUCGUCGACGACUUUACAUCGGGUUAUUCAUGACUGUGGUUUCCAUAGCGACGCUGAUCACGUGGGGACUUGCAGACCAGGCUAGCGUGAGUAUUUGUCUGAACAAUGGAAGUUAGUUCUCCAACGUCUCUCAGUUUUCAAAGACCCGUAUGAAAACUAAGAGGGUCUUGGAACUAGAUCGUAGCGUGAAACAGAGUAGGACUAGAAACUUUCUUCUAUCUUUUUUAUUGUGAUGCCUUAGUUUGAUUAGGGCAAUGGAUUCCUUACGUCUGGAUUCGACUUUGCCCGUUUAGUCUAACCAUGACAAUAAAAGUUACUGACCGAACAAAAAUUACCCCUUCAUUGUGCAGGUUCACUGCACAAUAACAUUUGUUGGAAAACUUGGAAAUCCUUGUCUACCACUUCCACCGAACAAGGAGUAGCCUAUCCGUGCUGAAGUUAAUCUGAAUAACCUCACGUACUACUGACUACGUGUAAUGCUGACCUGUAUCUUCACUCCCUAGCAAUAUAUGUUGUUCCCUACCUUGGUUGGUGCUGUGUCGGCCAUUAUGGCUUGGGAAAACCGUGGCCAUCGCACAUGCGUACUAGACGGAGAGCAAAUGGAGUACAAGUGUGUAAUCAAUGAACAUUCUGUGGAGACUGGCAAGUUCCACAAUGUUUACAUUAGGCUUAAGGCUCAAAAACAUGGUAAGUUAUCUUUGUCUUAUCGCCCCGCGCGUCCUGCUGUUUCCCAAUGUGCUCCUAAUUUUAAGGAUUUUCGUUGUAAUAAAGUUAUUAUUUCCUUUAUUAAUCAUGUUAACAAAAGAAAGCAGGAUGCGAUUGGUCACUUUAGUGCCCAUUACGUGCCUGGUUUUGACGUGAGGUCAAGAUCACUCAGGGGUUUGGCCAAGCCACAUUUUCCCUUAAAAACGCUGCAAUAAAAACUGUCAAAUAGAAAACAAAGUCGUCCAAUAUCCAGUCAUCUUGACUUUACAAACUUGGUUAAUAAAAGAUUUAUUAUGUUGUCAAAAGCAUUCUUUUCCUUGCGGGAAAUCUCGAGUGAGCAAGACAGGACCAUCUUGCCUGUUUUUGUAGCCAAUCAAAAAUACAACAGGAUUUGCUUUAUCGUGCCCUUCCAAAGUUGUUACUCCUGACUGUCAAUAAAAAUACGUGUCAUAUUGCUAGAAAUCCUCCCGUCGUUCUCGAACCAGAAAGUGCACAGCUGAAUUAAAAUGACUUUCCAGCAUGAGACUUCUGGAUUGACAAAGCAGGCUUCAUUUAGAGCUGAUGCAAGUGCUAUGCGUUGUCUGGCAAGUUGUUUCCUUUUUUAGAAACAGUUAAAUCAGGAUAUCGUUUAAUUAGUUAGGAGGACUUUUUUGAAUGCGUUCCUGUUUAUUAAACCAUCGUCUGCUGAUAGAGGCCUGAUUCAAUUAUUUAUCUACUUUCCUUUUGAAGGAGCGGGCGAGAUGUAUUAUUAUGUCGUCUUCAAUGGAUUUCACGUAACGGAACAAAAGAUCACCUCUUAUUCCAAAAAUGAUAAGGUAUGUUUUUUUAUACCUCAGACUUGCUUCAAAGUUCUUACAAAGUCCUCAUAUCAAGUAAUUGACUGCAACCACAAUUCAUGAAAAAUAAAAUACGAUUACAAUUUUUCUAUUCAUUGACUAAAAUUUGCAACUAGGUAGUGCAUGUUUGCGUUAGUGAUUCUAAUAACGAAAAGCUUUAUAUAUACUUGAAAUUAUAUAAAUAGACGCAAAAUCCUAAUAUGCCGAAAGAACCUUAAGGGUACUCUUAUAGUGUUGUUUACACGAAAAUACUGCUUUGUAGAUGUCUUUUUCUGUUUAUGUUUACUUUAAAAAUGUAUGUACUAAGAUCUUCAUAAAAGAUUUCAGUCUCGGUGUCGCAAAGACUCUUGAAACCGAUGUAGGCAAAUCUUCACCCGGUAGUUACUUUUACAAUUCGUUAUUUUUGUUCUUCAUCGUACAGAAGCUACGAGUUUUGGCCAAGAGACUGGCGGAAAAUCUGAACUUAAACUACUUUGACGUGAAAGCAAACUCUAAAGAUCGUAUCCUUUUUCAUCAUAUUAUGCCUCUUGAAUUACAGAAGAGCAGUACACGCCCCACGUGCAGUCACACGAGACAUGAGUCAUGUGAGUAA
This is a messenger RNA of Porites evermanni, 2971 nucleotides long. The record is from the annotation of a GenBank genome assembly. NCBI's taxonomy places the organism in Eukaryota, Metazoa, Cnidaria, Anthozoa, Scleractinia, Poritidae.